AAACCCUCCUGGACGUAGCUGGAGGUAUCGGGGAUUUUCAAACGCCUGCAAGGGCUUUGCAGGUGUCUUGUCCCCAAUUUUGCCUGGCGCUGCCGUGCUGGCAGAGCCUGGUUGUGGACGACUGUCCGAAUGGCUGGGACCAGAGAGGACAGUUGGGCGCGUGAGCAGCAGAUGGAUGCCCAAAUGCCUCUUUGCGAUGGCAGUAGGCAGAAAUUUAUGCCCUCAGCCCAUCGGCAACGCGCUCGAGCAGCAGAAACCUGGGGCUGGAGGGUCUCUGAGCCGAGAUGGCAGCAUCCCACGCCAAAAAGGCUUUUAACCCAACAGAUAUUUCCCCCAUGGCUUUCCGCUGUCCCUGCCUUGGUGCGAGGUAGGGAGUAGGGAAGGAAGACCUGGAUCUAGCAUUGCUGUUUAAAAUCAAGCCUCAGCUAUGCUUGGGAGAGCAGAGCAAAGUCGCCAGAGUCCUUAGAAGCAUUCGCUGUGGGCUCUGCAUGGAGGUUAUUCUUGCAAACGCUGCACCAUGUUUGUCUGCAGAGCAUGUUUUUGCUGGCUGCCAGGCACCUUGCUGAGAAAGCCACCGAGUUGCCUGCCUUUGGAGAAUUAAAAUUCACCUAAAAUUAAAUGCGACGCCACUAUUGCUACAAAAACACCCCCAAGGGCUGGGUAGGACUGCGCAGUAGUCCCUGUCCCAUACUGCCAAAUUGGAUCAUGGGAGGUGGGGGAAAACUGGCUUCUCCCCCUCCAGCCACGGCCCCCCAGAAAUCCCUCCCCAAAGGCUGGGAGCGCGUAGUGGCUCUGGAUUUCUGCAGUGACUUCUCUUGGCGUGAAUAUGAGCAAGUCCCCACUCCAUCCCUACCCCUUUACCUCUGCACCAGCUGCUUGGACCUACGUAAGAGAUGGGGGGGUGUGUUAUAUAGGUGUUUUUCCUCUUUGGAUUUGCUUCGUUGCCUUAAAGCAAGGCUGUUCUUAGGGAUCAGAGGUUAGUUUCUCCGGCGUGCAGCUCGGCUCCCAAAGCCCUGGGCGCAGGCAGGUGCAGAGCGUGUUAACACUAUCAGGGAUGGAAGGAGGAAAAGGAGGUGCUCCAGCUCUUGGCAGCCUUGAUUUAUGGCGCGGGCUCAUAGGACGCUGCCGUCAUACUGAAAGAGUUCCAGCUAACUGAGUCUUGUAGGGUAGGAGGUGGUAAAGAGAAGGAUCUUGCGGAUGCUGACACCUCUCUGCCUGGGAGGACAGCUGGGAGGUUGCACUAGGAGGGUUUGUAGACCUUUUUGCCCUCUGCCGUGGGUUUAAUGGCAGUGUUAAAGGGGAGAUGGCUGCAGAAACACCCGGGUGCUCCCGGCCCUCCAAGCACAGCUGCUGGGGCUCACCCCGCUCUUUUCCUUGCUGCUAUGCAGAGAAACUCCUAUGGCCAGAGCGGCGAUGCAAUGCAAUGCCGUCAUCCGGUGGGGAAGGCUUCAAGGAGCUCCUCUGCAUCCCCGUGCCCUCCGGGUUUUAAAACCUGUUUUUCAAGCUCUACUUUUCUUCUCUGAAGAUACACCUGUCCCAGCUGACGAGAGUGGGAAGGAGGGACCUGACGUAAUUACGGGCAGGCUCGGGGAAGGGAGGUUCAGCACAAUGAGUUGGCAUCCUGGGUGUUAGCAGCGUGAGGAGACCAGGACGGGUGCUGCCCUGCUCACCUCUUACCCCCUCGCUCAUUCCCCUCGGGGAGACGGGUGCUGGCGGCCCUGCCUUGCCCUUCCGCCCCUUGUCCCCCCCGCUCGCCAUAGAGGGGACGGGCCCGUUAUGGCUGGGGACAGGCUCCCACGCAAGGUGAUGGACCCGAAGAAGCUGGCCACCCUUCUGAGGAACGGAGCGGAGGGCACCCUGGUCAUUGACAGCCGCUCCUUCGUGGAGUACAACUCCUGGCACGUCCUCAGCUCCGUCAACAUCUGCUGUUCCAAGCUCGUCAAGAGGAGGCUCCAGCAGGACAAGGUCUCCAUCACGGAGCUCAUCCAGCCCGCCUCCAAGAUGAAGGUGGAGGCGGAGGAGCACCAGGACGUGGUGGUCUACGACCAGAGCACGCGGGACGUGACCGGCUUGGCUGCCGACAGCUUCCUCUCCAUCCUCCUGGGCAAGCUGGACAGCUGUUUCCACAGCGUCUCCAUCCUCACAGGAGGCUUUGCCACCUUCUCGUCCUGCUUCCCAGGGCUCUGCGAGGGGAAGCCAGCUGCCAUCCUGCCAAUGAGCAUCUCUCAGCCAUGCUUGCCCGUGGCCAAUGUUGGCCCCACGCGCAUCCUGCCGCAUCUCUACCUGGGCUCCCAGAAAGACGUCCUAAACAAGGACUUGAUGACGCAGAACGGGAUAAGCUAUGUCCUCAACGCCAGCAACUCCUGUCCCAAGCCAGACUUCAUCUGUGAUAGUCACUUCAUGCGCAUUCCUGUCAAUGACAACUACUGUGAGAAGCUCCUUCCCUGGCUGGACAAGUCCAUUGAAUUCAUUGACAAGGCCAAGGUGUCGAGCUGCCAGGUGAUUGUGCACUGCUUGGCUGGGAUCUCACGGUCGGCCACCAUCGCCAUCGCCUACAUCAUGAAGACUAUGGGUAUGUCGUCAGAUGAUGCUUACAGGUUCGUUAAGGACCGUCGCCCGUCCAUCUCGCCCAACUUCAACUUCCUAGGCCAGCUCCUGGAGUAUGAGAGGAGCCUGAAGCUCCUCAAGGCCCUGAAGUCCAAGGGCGACCGGGGCGAGGGGGACGCCCAGCAGGACCCGGCAGAGGCGGCUGAGGGCAGCCGGCAUCCCCCACCACCUACCUCAGAGAAGGCCGAGGAGGUGCCGAGAGGCGCCGGCUCGGCGUCCCCCCACGGAGACCCCGAGCGGCAAGGCGGGACCCCGAAGGUCCUGUCGCCCACCACCCUGCAGCAGGGGCUCAACGGCUUGCACCUCUCCUCCGAGCGCAUCCAGGACACCAACCGCCUGAAACGCUCCUUCUCCCUGGACAUCAAGUCCGCCUACUCCCCCGGCCUGCGGCAGGACCCUCCCGGUCCCCCCGGCCCCGGGGACACCCCCAAACUCUGCAAGCUGGACAGCCCCUCGGGCCCCGGCAGCCUCGGCCCCUUCUCCCCGGGGGCGGAGAGCCCCGACCGGCCGAGCGCGCCCGACCUGCUGCUGGAGGCCAAGGUGAGGCAGCGGCGGAAGCACCGGCACCCGGCCGGCUCGCCGGCCCACGGGCUCAGCCUCAACGCCGGGGGCCCCUGCGCCGCGCACAAGAGCCCCGGUGCCGAGGACGGGUUGCCGCCGCGGCUGGGGCAGCCGGCCGCCGCUCCCGGUGCCGCCUGGGGUGGUGUGCACCUGGAGUCCCCCGGCACUCCCUCCAACGAGGCGGGCUGGUACUUCGGCGUGGACGCCGGCGGCGCCGGCGGGAGCGGCGGGAGCCUGUUCGCCAGCGCCGGCCCCUACCCGCCGCCCUUCGGCUGCGAGAUCAGACUGAGGGACAAGGCGCGGGCCGAGCCGCGGGACGGGCGGCACAGCUGGCACGAGGAGGCCGGCGCCGAGAAGCAGUUCAAGCGGAGGAGCUGCCAGAUGGAGUUCGAGGAGACCAUGUCCGAGGGCAGGGCCCGGGAAGAGCUGGGCAAAAUCAGCAAACAGUCCAGCUUUUCGGGCAGCAUGGAGAUCAUCGAGGUGUCCUGACACCCACCCGGGGUGCCUGGAGAGCGGGGACGGGGUCGGGGCGGGGGGAUA
Molecule: messenger RNA, 3708 nt
Organism: Tyto alba (common barn owl)
Lineage: Eukaryota; Metazoa; Chordata; Aves; Strigiformes; Tytonidae
Gene: DUSP8
Product: dual specificity phosphatase 8
Exons: 7
Coding region: 1777-3657 (626 amino acids)
Biological process (GO): protein dephosphorylation; negative regulation of MAPK cascade
Cellular component (GO): cytoplasm
Molecular function (GO): MAP kinase tyrosine/serine/threonine phosphatase activity; protein tyrosine/threonine phosphatase activity
Source: RefSeq, a predicted model, not a curated record